GCCGAGGACCCCCGGAGCUCAUGGCCCAGGCGAAGAUCAGCGCCAAGGCCCACGAGGGCCGCUUCUGCCGCUCGUCCUCCAUGGCCGACCGCUCCAGCCGCCUGCUGGAGAGCCUGGACCAGCUGGAGCUCAGGGUCGAAGCCUUGAGAGACGCAGCUACUGCUGUUGAACAAGAAAAGGAAAUCCUCUUGGAGAUGAUCCACAGCAUCCAGAACAGCCAGGACAUGAGGCAGAUCAGCGAUGGAGAAAGAGAGGAAUUAAACCUGACUGCCAACCGUCUGAUGGGCCGGACCCUCACUGUGGAGGUCUCAGUGGAAACGAUCCGAAACCCCCAGCAGGAGGAAUCCUUAAAGCAUGCCACGAAGAUUAUCGAUGAGGUGGUCAGUAAGUUCCUGGACGACCUGGGGAAUGCCAAGAGCCACUUAAUGUCACUUUACAGUGCAUGCUCAUCUGAGGUGCCGCCUGGGCCGGUUGAUCAGAAAUUCCAAUCGAUAGUCAUCGGUUGCGCUCUUGAGGAUCAGAAGAAAAUCAAGAGGCGAUUGGAGACUCUGCUGAGGAACAUUGACAACUCCGACAAAGCCAUUAAACUCUUAGAGCACACUAAAGGGUCCGGUUCCAAAAACCUGCAGAACACUGACAACAAAUUUAAUUAGUCACAUCCUCAGGCCCUUCCAAAAGAUGUAGAAGAGAAAACUACUAUUUUAAAUAGCUAUGUCUUUAUGUUAGGCACAACCACUAUAUGGUUUCAGAUGGGGAAGUAUUCCAGUGUCGGCAGACACACAAAUAACUAGGAAUAUUUCAGUCACCUACUUUGAGGUUUUGGACAGUGUUCCUGUCUUGAAUUGGACUCUAUCACUACAUAUUUAAUUCUGAAGAUGCACAUGUAGUAUGUGGGGGGGGGUAGAAAAGGGGAGGGGGCAAAAAUACCACUGCUCUUUCUUUGACUUCAGCACAGAGCACCCAACGCUGGAGCACUGCACUCACACCAGUGCGAACAGAGCACCCAGUCCCUGGGGCAGUGCACUCACCCCACAGUGUGAGGACAGCACCCAGCCCCUGGAGGGGUGCAGUUACGCCACACAGUGUGCCUAGAAGGAUAAACGCAUCAGAACUUCACCCUGCAUGUUCUCCACGUUUUGGGCAUCUGUUUCUCUAUGCAUCUUGUAACAUGUAUUUCUAGCUGUGUGUGGAAGCAUGACAACAUGCGAGGAGCCCGCCUUCGUUUUACCACUGUGAAGCUCCGCCCCCACCCUGUACCCUGCCCGGCAUCCCUCCAGUGCUGACUGCCUUGAGCCCACAUGUGUGGCAGGAGCACUCACCCGACCACUUCUCUGGACAGCUGGUGGUUUCGAUCUGUCGCUAUGACUACAACAUACCUAUGUCGGUUGAGCUUUACUGUUCUUGGUCUUCUUUGUUUAAAAUUCCAUGAAUGGGUUCAUCGGGCCAAAGGAUAUAGACAUUUUCAUGGCCUAGAAACAUAUUUCUAAAUUUUUAUAAGUUGUAUCAGUUUGUACUGUCUUCAGUGAUUAAAAGAAUCCAUUUCGCUGAA
This is a messenger RNA of Rattus norvegicus (Norway rat), 1549 nucleotides long. RefSeq names its product BAG cochaperone 2 (gene Bag2). The transcript is spliced from 3 exons. Gene Ontology annotation, molecular function: protein-folding chaperone binding; adenyl-nucleotide exchange factor activity. Lineage: Eukaryota; Metazoa; Chordata; Mammalia; Rodentia; Muridae. Gene Ontology annotation, biological process: negative regulation of protein ubiquitination; positive regulation of protein metabolic process. The record is from RefSeq and is marked provisional. Bases 21 to 653 code for a protein of 210 amino acids.